Messenger RNA from Drosophila bipectinata, 2552 nucleotides. NCBI's taxonomy places the organism in Eukaryota, Metazoa, Arthropoda, Insecta, Diptera, Drosophilidae. The record is from RefSeq and is a predicted model, not a curated record.
GGACCUGUUCGAAGGAUUACGUAAAGGAUUGCUUUAGUUUGCUUUGAUUCUGUCAAAUACGCACACAAAAAGCAACAUUUCGGGCUGCUGUCAGUGACCGAACCGACACAGCACAAAUACUUUUAAUUCGAGUUGGAGAAAGCAUUUGUUCAAAUUUAUUACAAAUUGUGAAGAGCCGACACCGGCGCCGUUGAUAUCCACGGAAUCUGAGGAGUUGCAGUGACGAUGGCCCAAAAAGCAGGAAAAGGUGAUGGAAAAGGCAAAGGGAAGCUGAGGAGCUCCAAGACCAAAGGAGGUGAAGGCGGUGGUGGCGAUGCCGACGACUACGAAGCCUGGAUGCGGUCUCGCCAGCUACUCAAGCCGGACGACCAGCUGGACCUCACCGAAGCCGAGUUGGGCGAGGAGAUCACCAAAGCCCUGACGCCUACCAAUACCAAUAUAGUUCGCAACCUGGUCGUUUAUAGCUUCAAGGAGGGGGAGUUCGUUCUGGCACCCCUGCCGGGCAACACGGUCACCCUGAUCUCCUUUGCCGGCAACUCACUGCACGUUGACUCGGAGGAGGCGCGCCGCCAAAUCGAGGAGUCGGACGAGAUCGGCUACCCGCUGCCCAUGCCCAACUAUACGGUGGUGGAGCAGCGCGAAGUGGAGGCCGGAGACGGGGAGGAGGGCGAAGGCGAGGAGGAUGAGGACGAUGGCGGGGCUAAAAGGUAAGACGACGGGGGUGAGGAGGAGGAGGUCGAGGAGGAGGACGACGAGGAGGGCAAAGGCACUGAGGGAGACGAGGGCGAAGGAGAGGGAGAAGGUGCUCCUCGGGACGACGAGGAAACAGGUGGCGGAGCCCGGGCAGUGGCUGUCUCCUCCAAGAAGCGCAAACUCAUCAACCAGUUCAACUACUGCGAACGAGCGGCCUUGACCUAUACAAACCCCAAGAGAAAUGUGGACACCCAGACCAUUCCCCCACCCCGUUCCCAGUAUGGAGCCAAUGUGCUGCAAUGGGUCAUCUAUGACUCAUAUCUGGAGAACUUUGCGGAGCAGCAGAAGGAUGGCGGAAAAAAGGAUGACCGGAAGCGGGGAAUGCGCGCCAAGAAGUUCCGCGACAAGACCGCCAUUGCCGAGCAGCUCAACAAGAAGUACCUCAAGUGCUGGCAGAUCCUCGAGCGGAUGAUCAACCAGAAUAUCUACGAUGACAUUGCUCACGACUAUCGCUAUUGGGAAGACCCGGCCGACGAGUUCCGGGAUGGAGAGGGCAACCUUCUGCCCCUGUGGAAGUUUCAGUAUGACAAGACCAAAAAGAUGAAUGUCACCGAUAUCCUUUUCAAUCCUAGCUACUAUGAUCUCUUUGCCGUUUGCUUUGGAUCUCAUGACUUUAUGAAGCAGACUAACGAAGGCUAUCUGUGCCUCUUCACCGUCAAGAAUCCCUCAUUUCCCGACUAUAUCAUCCAAACUGACAGCGGUGUAAUGUGCUGUGACAUCCAUCGUACAUAUCCCUUUCUGGCCGUGAUCGGACUAUAUGACGGCAACGUGGCCGUCUACAAUCUGCGAGAGGACUGCAAGGAGCCACUUUACGUGUCCAAGGGAGUGAACUGCAAGCACGCCGAGUGCGUGUGGCAGAUCAGGUGGGGACCCGACAUGCCCGAUGGCGAGGUGAACUUCUUUUCGGUGUCUUCCGACGGACGCGUCUUCAACUGGAUUCUGAUGCAGAACAAGCUGUGGGUCACCAGCAUCAUUACCCUCUACAGGGACAAUACCAUUGUGGAUGGUCCAGACGGAACCAAAGUCAGCCUAAAGAGCGGCGGCUCCUGCAUUCAGUUCCAUCCCGUUGAUCCGAAGAUCUUCCUGGUGGGCACUGAAUGCGGCUUCAUCUACAAAUGUAGCACAUCCUUCAGCUCCAAGUACCUUAUGACCUACAUGGCCCACAACAUGUCCGUCUACCGCAUUGACUUCAACCGCUUCAACAGCAACAUCUUCGUGUCCUGUAGCGGCGACUGGCGCGUCAAGGUCUGGGAGGACAUGCGGGCCGAUCCGCUGUUCAUUUUCGAUCUAGGCGCCGCCGUGGGAGAUGUGAAAUGGGCCCCGUACUCCAGCACCGUGUUUGCCGCCGUGACCACCGAGGGCAAGGUGCACGUCUUCGAUCUUAACGUUAACAAAUACAAGGCCAUAUGCGUUCAGGCCGUGGUUCCCAAGCGGAAGAACAAGUUGACUAGGCUGGCUUUCAACGAGAAGCUGGCCUUUAUCGUGGUGGGAGAUGAAAAGGGCGUCACCACUUCCCUCAAGCUCUCGCCCAAUCUCCGCAUGAUGGUUAAGCCGCCCAAGAAACAGCUCUAUUUGGACCAGAACACACUGCAAAUAUCCAAGUUGGAGAAGCUCCUCUCGCUGGUCCGCGAACUACCAGAGGGAGCGGUUAUACAGGAUGCAGCCACAACCGUCAAGUCGUAAUCCUAUCUAUAUAUGGUCUAUAUUUUGAUGGUCAAAGCAGAUAAACACUCGAGUCUGAUUGCAUGUAUUAUAUUUUACACAUAUAGAUCUGCUGGUUCUAAAAGAAUCGUAAUGCA